Messenger RNA from Fundulus heteroclitus (mummichog), 2596 nucleotides. RefSeq names its product mid1-interacting protein 1-B-like. The record is from RefSeq and is a predicted model, not a curated record. Gene Ontology annotation, biological process: regulation of lipid biosynthetic process. Gene Ontology annotation, cellular component: cytosol. The coding region runs from base 412 to 915 and encodes 167 amino acids. The transcript has 2 exons. Lineage: Eukaryota; Metazoa; Chordata; Actinopteri; Cyprinodontiformes; Fundulidae.
GCCCCGCCCCCCCGCCGCCCAUGUUCAGUGGACCCACCGACCGCGCUGAGCUCAUCGCUUCCCGGACCGACAGGCGACCAGAAGCCGGCGUUCAGAACCCCGACAGCAGCCAGGAACCGGGGCCGGUACACGGUGGAGAACCGUGAGGAACCCUGUACCCCGCCUGGACCUGAGACCAAGCAGAGCGUGUGUGGGCCCGGUUCUGCCUGGUUCUGCCUGGUUCUGCCCGGUUCUGCCCGGUUCUGCCUGGUUCUGCCCGGUUCUGCCCGGUUCUGCCUGGUUCUGCCUGGUUCUGCCCGGUUCUGCCCGGUUCUGCUUGGUUCUGCCCGGUUCUGCCCAGCAGCUGACCCAGGAUCUGCGGUUCCGUAAUCCCCCUAAGAGGUUUAGCGGGCUAACUCUGGACCUGCAGCCAUGAUGCAGAUAUCUGAGUCCUACAACCAGAGGAAGUCUCUCUUCACCGCCAUGAGCCGCUUCAUCGGCGCCGUCAACAACAUGGACCAGACGGUGAUGGUUCCCAGCCUGCUGCGGGACGUUCCGCUGGGGGAACCCCAGGACCCCCAGGGGCCGGGGGCCGCCCCCUCCACCGGGGGGGCCGUGUACUUCCAGCCAGACGGGGACAUGUACAGCUCCUACGUUCUGCUCAAGUCCAUCCGCAACGACAUGGAGUGGGGCGUCCUGCGGGGCGCCGAGCGGCCCCCAGACCCGGCGGGGGACCGGGCGGGGGACCGGGCGGGGAACCCAGCGGGGAACCCGGCGGGGAACCCGGCGGGGGACCGGGCGGAUGGCGAGGAUGAGGACCUGGAGAAGCAGUUCCACUUCCACCUGAACGGACUCCACGCCGUCCUGUCCAAGCUGACGCACAAAGCCAACACUCUGACCAACCGCUACAAGGAGGAGAUCGGCUGCAGGAACUGACCGCCGGUUCCCCGGGGCGCCGUGCCGGAACCUGCCGCCCGGCCGAGCGUGAACCCCCCCAGGCACCGGGGCCUCCUGUAGGGCCCAGAACCAGUUAGUGUAGCUCAGAGACCGACGGUGGGCCGGUUCUUCUAGACCUCUGCAGCACUUCUCUGGGAUGUUCCUGCUGGAGAACAGGUGUUCCUGCUGGAGAACAGGUGUUCCUGCUGGAGAACAUGCGUUUCUGCUGGAGAACAUGCGUUUCUGCUGGAGAACAUGCAUUUCUGCUGGAGAACAUGUGUUUCUGCUGGAGAACAUGCGUUUCUGCUGGAGAACAUGCGUUUCUGCUGGAGAACAUGCAUUUCUGCUGGAGAACAUGUGUUUCUGCUGGAGAACAUGUUUAUAAUGCUGGAGAACAUGUUUAUGAGGCAGGAGAACAUGCAUUUCUGCUGGAGAACACGAGUUCCUGCUGGAGAACAGGUGUUCCUGCUGGAGAACAUGCGUUUCUGCUGGAGAACAUGCGUUUCUGCUGGAGAACAUGCAUUUCUGCUGGAGAACAUGUGUUUCUGCUGGAGAACAUGUUUAUAAUGCUGGAGAACAUGUUUAUGAGGCAGGACAACAUGCAUUUCUGCUGGAGAACAUGUGUUUCUGCUGGAGAACAGGUGUUCCUGCUGGAGAAUAGGAGUUCCUGCUGGAGAACAGGGGUUCCUGCUGGAGAACAGGUGUUCCUGCUGGAGAAGAACACGAGUUCCUGCUGCAGGAGAACACGAGUUCCUGCUGGAGAACACCAGUUCCUGAGGCUGGAGAACUCGAGUUCCUAAUGCAGGAGAACAUGUGUUCCUGCUGCUGGAGAAUAGGAGUUCCUGAUGCUGGAGAACACGAGGUCUUGAGGCUGGAGAACACGUGUUACUGUUGCAGGAGAACGUGUUCCUUCAUGACAAUGGGCCGGUUCUUCCAGACCUCAGGGAGAACAUGUCCUUCCCUUUGCUCCUCCUGGUGUUCUGAUGUUUAUAAGGAGCAGAACUGGAGAGAACCCAGUAACGAGUGCAGGGAGAACCCACAGGAGUCCGAUACGUUCAGGUUCCUCGUCGCUGCAGUGAUCUACAAGUGUCCUUGAACGCACCGUCUGCUCUCUGGACGUUCUGCAGACGGAGGCCCGUUAGCUUGUGCUGAAGAACCCGGACUGGGCCGGGCGGUUCCUCCAGGUGUCCCGUCAUGCUGUAAACUGAACUAUGCAAAGAUGCUGGUAGCAGAACCCGACUGGAACCCCCAGUCGGUUCCCUGACGCACAAACACCAGAAGUCUUUAGUCCGCCAACCUCAGCGAGAACCAAAAGAGAACCGGGAACCGCAGAGCGGACUUUUCUGUCUGUAGCUGGAGGAACGUGGGAAAGGUUCGACCGUCAUCAGAACGUUCUUUGACAGAUAAAACUGGGCUGAGGGCACUUUUAGAACCUAGAUCCAAAUGGGUUCUGUUCAGCUCGGUUGGUACAUCUUCUAUGAUGAAGGUGAUCUAGAACGUCUCCUGAUGAAAGCUGAAAGCCAGCAGCGGGUCAGAACCCUCUAAAGCAGCUAAAUUAGAACGACCCAAAGCUGAAGGGUUCCUGCGGUUCCUCUGGCUCUAGAACGGGGUUUGGUUCUGGCAGCUUUGGAUGUUUUUAUUUAAUGUCCAGCUUGGUAAUAAAAGGUUCUGAUGAAAUCUU